AUGCUCGAUAGGUUACCAUAUGACAUUUUCAAACAAAUUGCCAGCAUAAUUCCUCAGGAUGAUAAAAUUGCCCUGACAUACGUAUGUAAAAAAUCUUACGAAUCAAUUUUACCUUUCGUUUAUCGGAACAUAUUCCUUAAUGAAACCUAUCACGUCCGCGGGGACUUUGAUAAUUCGUUUGGAACUUGUUAUUGGUCAGUCUUGAACUUUCCCUUUAUGAAUGAGGAUGAUCCCAAUGCUGAAAACCAGAUAUCAAAUAGAGCACUAGCCAAACUGAAGUUUAGUUAUUUCGAAAGGACAUUAGCGGAAUCUCCAAGCAGGUUAUGUCCGCUCAUUGAUAGAAUUCGUUGUACGUGGCACUUGAAUGAAGAUGUGAUGUCAAAUGUACUGAAUUUGUUAUCCGAGUAUGGAUCUAAUGUGAAAUUUGUCGACCACUUUGUUCGACCAUCAGUUAAUAGUGGACUAAGUCCCUUAUCCAAGCAACUUAAAACUUUAACGUUAACUCCACCAACUGUAAUGCCCACUCACAACAGCGUAAGCAGUUCUUAUUUGAACGAAAUUGAUCGUUUAUUUCUGAACUGCAAUCUAUCUCAACUAGAAAAACUAUCAGUUCAUAUUAACGCAUUGAGGUUUUUCAAGAAUAUAAAGGUUCCUAUGAAAAUUAAGUCUUUGGUGUUGAAUCUGCGACCCGACACACUUGACCUUGCGGAAUACGAUGUAUCUGAUGGACAUUUUGCAGAGUUAGAAUACAGUGAUAUCUUUGACACCUCUACUUUGAAACAGUUGGAAAUUCUGUCUUGGUACAGUCGUGAUGAUAUUCCCUCCGCGGAGGAGGGUGGUUUUGAUAGAUUAUACUUUCAAUGGGGACUAGAUGGUUUUUGGAAAUUCCCCGAGAUUGAGAAUUUAUCAUUAGCAUCACUAGUCUAUAACGAAUUUUUCUUAAGGAACUGUUUGACUGCUUUCCGUAAUUUGAAGAGACUGAAAUUAGACUACAUGGGUAAAUUUGAAUUCGAUGUAUCGUUGAUCAGAUUCCUAUCUAAGCAAGUAUGUGGCAAAAAAUUACAACGCUUUGAUAUACAUUGUGAACUAAAUCACCCACUAUUUUUUCCAACAACAGAGAACCCAUUAAUGCGUUUGAAUUUUGAUGAUUUCUGCCCUUGUUCAAAUUGCAGAAACACCAUUAAUGAGGUCAUUUUGAAAAAAAUAUUUCCUAAGAAUCAGUCAAAACUUGUAAAAAACCCAAGUAGGUUCCAAAGCCGUAAUUUCUUAUUCCAGAUGUUUUUUCAAAACAAGAUUAUGCCUUAUACUAGUAUUAUUGACACUUCGACACCUGCGAUGGGAUGGGAUUCCAUACCUAUUGAAACGUUUGUACAGAGAUUCAACGAAAUUCUGCAAGACACUAACUAUACCGAGAGGAAUUCAACUGAUAAUAUUACUAGAGAAGACGCUAUUUGUUUGUAUCACCUCUACCUACAUUAUCUAAAAGAUAUAUUUGUGGUCUUCGAGCAAAGUUUGCCGAACUUGGAAUACCUAACGCUAAACGGCAUACCCACAAGAAUUAUACAAGUGGACGAGUUACAAAGAUGUGCAGUACCACUCUUCUAUAACAAUGGCUAUAAAAGCAACUCAGUAUAUGAAUUAGUUGACGCUGAAGCCUUAUUUAGCUGA
Saccharomyces mikatae IFO 1815 is the source of this 1668-nucleotide messenger RNA. RefSeq lists its product as uncharacterized. Bases 1 to 1668 code for a protein of 555 amino acids. The record is from RefSeq and is a predicted model, not a curated record. The transcript has a single exon. Gene Ontology annotation, molecular function: protein binding. NCBI's taxonomy places the organism in Eukaryota, Fungi, Ascomycota, Saccharomycetes, Saccharomycetales, Saccharomycetaceae.